AUGGUAUUGUCCACUCGUCAGUUACUUAAAGCCUUGUUGCCCAUAAAUUCAGUCUGUCGAACAUCGUUUGGAGCAACUCUAUUCUCCGUCCGUACGAUGGUGUCUGAUCCGAUAAUCAAUCAGAAGCAUCCGCUUUCAGAGGAUGAUGAGAAUAUUGUAACUAAAAAACUAUGCAUAGAACCAAGAGUCAAAAGAAAAAAAUGUGCCAUAUUAUUGGCAUACUCUGGACUGGGUUAUUUGGGUUUACAGAGAAAUAAGGGUGUCAAGACGGUUGAAGAAGAAUUGUUGCUUGCAUUAAAAUCAAAAAAUUUAAUUACCGAUGAGGGUUUUGAACAAAUUCAAACCAUGCAAUUUCAACGUGCUGCUAGAACUGACAAAGGAGUAUCUGCUCUGCGACAAAUAAUUUCACUUUUAUUACCUGAAGAUGUAGAUAAACAAGUUAUUAAUACAGCUUUACCAGAGCAAAUUAGAGUUCUAGAUAUUAGAAGAGUAACUAAAGGUUUCAACAGUAAAAAUUCUUGUGACGGUCGAACAUAUUCAUACACUUGUCCAACAUUUGCUUUUGCACCAGCAGAAGCUACCAUUGAUUUUAGUUAUCGGAUUGAUGCCACCGUUAUUGAUAGAAUAAAUGAAGUAGUUAAGAGUUUCUUAGGAUGCCACAACUAUCACAAUUACACUUCUAAAAAAAAACCAGGUGAUCCAAGUGCACAGAGAUACAUGGUUAGUUUUUACUGUGAUAAACCGUAUGAAAAAGAUGGUGUUGAAUUAAUAUCAUUGUAUGUUAGAGGACAAAGUUUUAUGCUUCAUCAGAUUCGUAAAAUGGUUGGUGUUAUUAUUGCUAUUUGUCGAGGUGUAGCCAAGCAUGAUGUGAUAGAACGUGCAUGGCAACCUGAUCGUCUUGAUUUACCUAUUGCUCCAGGUUUAGGCUUGGUAUUGGAAGAAGUGCAUUAUGAUAAAUAUAAUGGAAAAUUUGGUAAUGAUGGUAUGCAUGAGCGUUUAGAUUUUGUUGAGCUCAAUGAUCAAGUAUCUGAAUUUAGAGCUAAAUACAUACUACCAACUAUUAUCAAAGUAGAAAAAGAAGAAAGCUCUAUGCAAUUAUGGCUUGAACAGCUACCGUUACAUACAUUUGAAGUACGUACAGAGCACCGUCACUUGCGAACAGAUGUUAACGAAAUAAACAGUCCUGGAUUAGCAUCUUUACAGGCAGCUGCUGAAUUAAUCGAAAAAGAGGAACAGCAUGCUAUUGAUACAAAUGGAGAAGUACCACCUGAUAAUCUUUCUACACUUGCAGAUGCUGCUCAAGCAAUGAGUUCAGAAAAUAAUUAA
Molecule: messenger RNA, 1326 nt
Organism: Macrosiphum euphorbiae (potato aphid)
Lineage: Eukaryota; Metazoa; Arthropoda; Insecta; Hemiptera; Aphididae
Source: the annotation of a GenBank genome assembly